CCCCAACCGCACUACUUCCGUUAUAUUAAUCAAGAUGGCGUCAACAAGAAACAGAAAACCAGCGAAGAGUAAAAACACAAGUCCAGCAACAACUCCAGCGAAGAAAAAACGUCCGGCGACGCCCUCCUCAGGUGUGCUGACUCCACAGGAAGCAACAGAGGAGGUGAUUGUACCUGGAGAAACCGCAGCAGAAAGUCCAUCAACUUUGUCAGGGGAGACAACUGAUAAAAUUCCUAUUUUCAAGGAUCCAAAUUUUGUGCAUUCUAGUAAGGGAGCAGCUUCAAGUAAAAGAACAAGAAUUUGGAAAAACUUUAAACAAAUUGUUGCUGCAGAGAAGUUGUUACCAUGGAAACCGGAUGAUGUGACAUAUGGAUCUAUCGAGGCACCUCCAUCUUUUAAACCAGCCAAAAAAUACUCGGACAUUUCAGGACUACCUGCAUUUUAUAGAGACCCUGAAACGAAGCUCAGGUACAGCACAGCAGAAGAGUACUCACGACUAAAGUUGAUGCCAAAUGAUUUAGUUACAGGAUGUUUAGUGUUACGGAAAGCCAAUGCUCCCGUUCCUUGAUGUAGUACAUGGAUAUUGAAGGAUUUUUUUUAUAAAUACCUCUCCAUGGGUUAAAAGGGCCAUGGGGGAAAAGGUCAGGGGCCAAAGCAAGAAAACCUUGAUUGGAAGUUUUAGCCUUAAAUUGCUUAGAUCCAUCUCGUCAACCAGAAAAACUGUAUGAAUACCGUCACUAAAUACAAUCGUCUGCUGGAUAACCGAAAUACGCAGUAGUGAAGCGGACGUAAAACCUAUCAAUCAAUCACACAGAGCUGGCUGAUGCUUUGUUGAAGUACCUGUUUGCUGGCUCUAGUGGACUGGCUGUUGUAUUACUAUUAAUGAAAUGACAGACAAUUCAUAUGGUUCACCAAAGUUCAUUGUUUUAUGUGGGGCACUAUCACUCAAAUCAUGUGGUGCCACUGAUAUCUCAUUUUAUCAAAUGUGGCUGCAUAUCGACACCAAAUCACUUGUGGCAUCACAGGUCGCUCAGCCUUAUUACCACCCACGUUUUAAGCAUAUUCACAGACCUGAUGCAAUAGGAUGGUUACCGUAAAUGUCAGUCAUGCAGGCAAUAGAAGAAACACAGUCUCAGCAAAUAUUCAUGUUAGUGAUUUUUAAUAAAAAAAGAGAUACAUUCAAACUUCAAUGUUUGAACUUUGCAGGACCAUCUGAAAAAAUUUGAAACAUUGGGACUUCGACUCACCAAUAAUGCACAUCGAGAUCCUGUAAAUAAGACAGAAGAUUUUAUUUUUUUAAACACAGACUAAGGCAUUUGAUUUAAAAUAUAGAUAUUAUUAAUUUCAAUGUUUUCAAUGUUCUUCGAUUCAUUAGUUGUAAUUUUCAAUGUUUUUAUAACGAAUGGGCCUUGAUUAUACAUUGAAAUAGUGAGAAAUAUGACUUAUAAAAGUUCAAUACAUGAAAAGAAUAUAUUAGUGUAGUGUUAUAUAAGGGAACAAUUCUGGACUUUGUCAUAAGUUCGACACAUCGAGAAGUUUGAAUCUUUGAAGUUCGAUUUAUGGAAGUUUGACUGUACUGUAUAAGAUUAUUAAAACUCUUUUAUAUGUCAUAUGGGAACAUGUACCUCACUUUUCUUGCAUACCUGUUAUAUAUUAUAUAUUAGUGGUACAGUGCUGUUUUUUUGUCUGCCAAUGUUGAUCUGAUUAAGAUUUUUGGAAGCAACAUGAAUGUUGAAUAAUGAUGAGUAUAUAAUGCUUUGCAGGGGGGUUGGAAUGUAAAUAAAGAAAAAAAAAUUGGUAUGUAAAAAAGCAAUACCACAUAUAGAUUAUUAUCUGACAUCUCAGAUUGCAUUCUGUUAUUGGGAGAGUUGAUAUAUGGGGUAUAUCUUUUAGGCUUAAUCCCUUGUGAAAUAUAUCCAUAAAUGCAAUACUCUAAUGCAAUCUGUGAUGUUGGAGGGAGACAUAUAUUCACUGUACAAUACAUAUUAUUGCCAUUUAUAUUGUAUUGUUUAACAUAUCAAAUUCCAUCUUAUGUUGCAUAUCUCAUUAUGUCAUAUGCUGUCAUGGAGCUACGCGUCGUCCCUCAUCAUGUGUUGUGACACAUGGUUAUCACACUUUUUAUCAGAAAAAUUAAGGGGAAAUAUUGGUAAUGAUAAAAAUGUUGCACUAUACCUAUUGAUGAUUCCAAGUUGAUAAAAUUUGCAAAUGGUAUGCAAUAACACGUUUUAAUGACAAUAAGAAAAGGAUGAAUAAACACAUUUUGCUAACUUACAAAGGUGUUUCCCACUAUAGUGGUUAACCAAAAAUGUUUACCAACUCUUUGCAGAUAUAUCCAAUGAGUUGGGAGAAGGGAAACCUAACCUGUUUGUGUCAAUUUAUAUGUAUUGUACAUGUAUAUUUGUAUUUAAAAAUAAAAUAAAUUGCUGCAGGAGAGAAACCUUAA
Mizuhopecten yessoensis (Yesso scallop) is the source of this 2443-nucleotide messenger RNA. Its product is annotated as INO80 complex subunit C-like. Lineage: Eukaryota; Metazoa; Mollusca; Bivalvia; Pectinida; Pectinidae. Gene Ontology annotation, biological process: chromatin remodeling. The coding region runs from base 35 to 568 and encodes 177 amino acids. Gene Ontology annotation, cellular component: Ino80 complex. The transcript has 5 exons. The record is from RefSeq and is a predicted model, not a curated record.